This is a messenger RNA of Daphnia pulicaria, 4618 nucleotides long. It is a transcript of the gene dsd, whose product is annotated as attractin-like protein 1. The transcript has 23 exons. NCBI's taxonomy places the organism in Eukaryota, Metazoa, Arthropoda, Branchiopoda, Diplostraca, Daphniidae. Bases 222 to 4370 code for a protein of 1382 amino acids. The record is from RefSeq and is a predicted model, not a curated record. Gene Ontology annotation, molecular function: protein binding. Gene Ontology annotation, cellular component: Golgi apparatus.
AAAUAAAGAAGGAAAAAAGAAGAAAAAUCCGGUGAUUGGCCUGCUGCUGCUGCUGCUGCUGGUAUAGUAUGCAAACUCUCUCAGCCGAGUCUUCCCAAUGCCCAUGCCCGUGGGCAAUGUGACGUCACGCCUUCGACAGUCGACACGACUGUUUUGCUGCGAGUGUUCUCUUCUUGUUUAUUGAGAAACUCGUUGUUAGUUGUUAGUCGAAUGGAUGAAACAUGGAGUUGCAAUCAUCCUUUAUCAGUGCCGUAGAAUUUUAUAAAUAUCGCAGAAAACAUAGUUUAGCAGCCUUAUAUCUAGUCUGUCUUGGAUUACUAAUUGCAACCCAAACUUCCAAGGCUGAAGAAGUCUAUCAGUGCGACAAUCAUACACAAACCUGCAUCAGCGAGUCGGAAUUUGGUGAACAAAAUGAUCAGCAACUUUUCAAUAUACCUUCACCUCUUCCUACCUGGGCAGAAAUACCACAGUGUAGAGGGAAAAUAUUGUUAAAUCGUCCUUUUGGCUUCCUUUCUGAUGGACCUAGCAAUUAUUCAUUAGAUACAAAAUGUGCAUGGAUUGUUCAAAGUUCUGUGCCCAAUGCAACUAUUUCAUUACAGCUCAUUGAAUUUGCAACAGAAUGUAGUUGGGAUCAUCUCUAUGUCUAUGAUGGAGAUUCUGUUUUUGCCUCACUUCUCGCAGUAUACAGUGGCCUAACCAUAUAUGGCAAUUACAAGGUGGAAGAGUUAAAUCAAAUAACUUCUACUUCCAACACUAUCCUGCUAUACUUUUACAGUGAUUUGGCAUAUAACAUGUCAGGAUUUAAUAUUUCUUAUAGUAUAAAUUCAUGCCCUUUUAAUGAAGAGGGAAAAAGAUGUUCUGGCCAUGGUGUAUGUAUUGGAAGUACUUGCACUUGUGAUGCUGAUUUCUAUGGACAUAGCUGUCAGUAUGCUGUCUGCCCUAAUAAUUGUAGCAAACAUGGUGUAUGCAAUAUGGAAACUCACAGCUGUGUCUGUGAUGAAGGAUGGUCAGGGCUUGACUGUAAUCAGACUAGGGACAGAGGAUUUUGGACCAGUGUCUGGGAAUUCAAUGGAACUCGCGACGAACGUCUGGCUCGCACUCAAAGUAGUGGAUCUGUCUGGAAAGGCAUUCUAUGGGUCGUUGGAGGGCAUGGAUUAGAUCUUAAGUUACCGUUAACUAUGGCUUUUAAUAUAUCAGGAAACGACUGGUCCCGCGUAGAAACAAACGGACUGUUCAUUCCAACAUUGCGUCACGGCCACUCAACUCUAAUACAUGAGGGAGUUUUAUAUAUGUAUGGAGGCGUUACUCAUGAUGGUUCCGUCUCGUCCCAAUUAUGGAGCCUUGACCUGUCUACAAAAGAAUGGAUACUCGUAGCGCCCAGUAAAAAUAAAGAGUGCCAUCAUCGAUUGUGUGGCCCGGUAGCAACUACGGGCCACACUGCAGUCUUGGUCAAGGAUAAGAUGUAUGUAAUUUUUGGUUACAAUCCUAUUUAUGGAUACCUCAACAUUCUGCAAGAGUACAGUAUAGAUAGUCGACAGUGGAGUGUAGUGUCCAGUUCUGGUGCCCUGGUUCAGGGAUCCUAUGGCCACAGUUCUGUAUGGGAUCCUUUAACGAAACGCAUAUAUGUCUACGGCGGUUACCAGUCAGAAAGUAGCUCUGCCUAUGGUUUGACGGAUGCCCUACAUUCUUACGAUCCGGCGCUAAGAGUUUGGCGUGUUCAUCCGUCGAGUGGUUCCUACCGUUAUCUACAUUCCGCCAUUAUGAGCGGUGGCCUCAUGCUUGUUUACGGAGGAAACACACAUAACGAAACGGCAAUUAGCAAUGGUGCCAAGUGUUAUUCAUCAGACUUUAUCGCCUACGAUACAGUGUGUGACACUUGGUUCAAAUUAAAUCAGCCGGCGGCCACCAGCGUUGGUGGCGAUCUGUCUCGUUACGGGCAUUUAGCUGCUUCAUUUGGUCCUUCCUCAGAUUUGAAUGAUAGUGAUGAGUACCACCAACCAUUGCUUCCUUAUGGAAUGUUGAUUUUUGGCGGGUUUGACGGGCGAUUGAAGAGUGAUGUUCUAGUUUACAUUGUUGGCAUUUGUACAUCUCUCGCAACCAAGGAGCAAUGUCUUACCGCCAUGCCUGGUGUAAAGUGUGUUUGGAACAAAGCAGCCAAGAAAUGCGAGCCUUUAGCCAGUGUAUCUAAAGAAGGAUAUGAAAAAUGUCCAGGUUUAGCGUUUCCAGAGUCGCCAAACUCCCAGACUGAAUGGUCUUCUUCUGCCUCGGCGAUAGGAUAUGCAAUCAAUUCAACUUUGCAGUGUGGUUCAAUUUCGAGUUGCCCGACCUGUUUGCAUACGACAUUUAACUGCGUCUGGUGUGGCCAUAAUUGCCAAUAUGCCAAGUGUAAAGAAGGGCUUACACAUACAAAAGCAAUUCCUUCACUAGAGCACUGUCAAGUGGCCGACGCCAACUCUUGUAGGCUGUUGCAUAGCUGCUCAGCCUGCCAUACGGAACCGCAUUGCCAUUGGGAGCCUGACGCCCGUUGCUACUCAUAUGUGCGCAAGAUGGGGAACCGUACUGAGAAAGUUGACGUUAAGGAAGAUCAAGUAUGUGAUGCAGCAUGCAGUUUGCGUACCAAUUGCAGAAAUUGCACCCAGGGUCCUUGCUUGUGGUGCUCAAAUCAGAAUCGCUGUGUUGACAAGAACGCCUACAUUCCUUCCUUUCCAUAUGGUCUCUGCACCGAAUGGACUACACAUGAGAACAAAUGCCGAGAUUUGGACUUCCCGCAACUUGAAGACGGGGGUUCAUCAGGACAACGAAAUGUACCUCUAGGAGCAAGUGUCUAUACGAAAAUGACUACGUGCAAAUCACAUCGCAGCUGUUCCGAAUGCCAGGAGGAUCCCGCUUGCGGUUGGUGUGAUGAUGGUUCAAACCGAGGAACAGGAACUUGCAUGCCAGGUGGUUUCAGUGGUCCUGUGACAAAUGUACUGAACUUUCGUACAGAACUGUUCUGUCCCAGUCAACAGUGGUUCUUCACCAGUUGUCCACCGUGCCAAUGUAAUGGUCAUAGUACGUGCAUUGAGGGAACUCAGAAAUGCAAUCAGCCUUGCUUACACCUUACCGAAGGUCCCCAUUGUGAAACCUGUACUUCAGGCUACUUUGGAAAUCCAGUGAAUGGAGGAACAUGUUCACCUUGCCAAUGCAGUGGACAUGGAACACAAUGUCAUCCCCUCACAGGUCGUUGCUUCUGCACCACUAAAGGCGUUGUGGGGGAUCACUGUGAACGAUGUGAUUUAGCAAAUCAUUACUCACCUGGGCUACUAACAGUAUCGUCACAUGCCAACACCAACUCUGGUGUCCCGGCCAACUGGACAGUGUUACCGACAUGCUAUUACGACCUACAACUCGAUUUUCAAUUUACGUUCAAUCUCUCCAAGAAAGAAGACCGCCACAUCAAGCAGAUCAAUUUCCGCAACGUACCCCUGAAGCCUGACCUUGAUCUUGAAUUCAGUGUACAGUGCUCCACGCUGGCCAAGCUGAACAUCAGUGUUAGAUCAGCCAAGGUGGAUGCUGAAGACAUUGACGAAGAAAAGUAUAUAUUGUUUAAUUACAAUUGCACCACAUUCAAAUCGAGAUUUCAACGUAAUGAGUAUCACUUCGGCAGUGAAGAGAAUACUACGUUUUACGUAUACGUCUACGAUUUCCGCUCGCCAAUCCAAAUUACGGUCUCCUUCAGUCAACAUCCAAAAUUGGAGUUGCAACAGUUUUUCAUCACCUUUUCUGCUUGCUUUAUAUCCCUGCUCAUGAUGGCCGCAAUUUUGUGGAAAAUCAAGCAGAAGUACGACAUGUAUCGAAGGCGACAGAGAUUGUUUGUAGAGAUGGAACAAAUGGCCUCUCGCCCAUUUUCGCACGUACUUGUGGAACUCCAAGUGCCGCCCAAUUUCCCUCGUCGUGCCCCCGUCCCUAAUAAUAGAUUUGAAAGUCGAAGUCAAGGAGUCACGGUAGGGGGCACUCAAAGUGGUUCUAUGAAUCAACAUAUAAUUGAAACGAGUCUGUGCAACAACGUAACCCCAGCUCCCUCAUCUUCAUCUUCCCAUUCAUCAGCAGUUACUUCUAAUGCCGUCCGUCGAAGACGCAGGUUCCGUCCAAGUCCGAUUGCUUUAGAACCUUGCGUCGAUCAGAAGGCUGCUGUGCUAUCGCUUUUGAUACGACUUCCAAAUGGGACUCUUCCCUACACACCCCCAGGACAGUCGGGGCUCGCAAUUGCCUCGACGCUCGUCUCUCUAGGUUCGUACUCGAGUCGAAAGAACAACAUCAGUGAAUCUCGUGAAGUGCCCAGGAGUUUGCCUAAAGCGAAAACUCCUCCAACACUUUCACAACUCGCGUGAAAUUAUGAUUUCAAAAUUCUUAUUCUUUAUCUAUUCUUUGCAAAAAACAAAUUUUUUAUUUCACUCUUUACUCGCUUCUUUUAUUAGACUCUCCCGUUUCGUCUUUUAUUGUAACAUUCCUACAAUAGUGUGCAUGAUUGGCUCUAAAAUAUGUAACCAUGACAACUUAUUAUUCGUGUUUGUACAAAGCGCCUAAUGUGUAUUUGUUUCUGGUAUUAAUAUCAAUCAAUACAAAUAUUUCAUUUCAA